CAAGGCGACUCGAGCGCAGUUUUAACGCAUGCUAGUGUUAGACAGCACGUGUUUUACAUCCAUAAUCAAUCGCACAACUCGAAUUAUUCACACUUAGUGAAUAAGUGAUAGUGAAACUAUGGAACCAGUCAGUUUAUUGGAAUUGAAUGAGACUGAAGUUAAGGAAUUUUUGAGUUCCUUCGACCAUGUGUUCUCAGAUUGUGAUGGUGUGAUUUGGGAAACAAAUAAUGCUUUCCCAGGCGCAGGGAAGUUCUUCGAGCUGAUGAAGAGACUGGGGAAGACUGUUCACUUCGUCUCCAACAAUAGUUUAAGGAGUAGAGAAAACUAUGAAGCGAAAUUCAAAUCCGCUGAUAUUGAUGAUGGGUUUGAGCACCUUACGAUACCAUCAACUGCUAUCGCCGAGUACCUCAAAUCAGUGAAGUUCGACAAAACCGUAUACUGCGUAGCCUGUCCUGAAACUGUCGUCGUUCUGAAGUCACAUGGGUUCAAAUGCAAAGAAGGGCCCGACGUUGGCACGUAUUACUACGGUGACUACAUCGACUACUUGACCGACGAUGAAGAGAUCGGCGCGGUGGUUUUCGACAGUGACUUCAAAGUCAACUUGCCCAAGCUGUACAAAGCUCUCACUUAUCUCAGGAGGCCUGAAGUCCUCUUCAUUAGCGGCGCUACUGACAAGUAUGUGCCUUUGAAAGCUGGAGUUUUGACGUUAGGCACUGGAUUAUUCACUGAAAUAGCAAGCCAGGAAUCAAAGCGUGAACCAAUAUUGCUGGGCAAGCCGGGGAAGACGUUCGGUGAAUUCGCUAUGAAGCGAGCUGGUGUGUCAGACCCUAGCCGAGUGCUUUUUAUUGGGGAUAUGAUUGAACAAGAUGUAGGAUUAGGAAGAGCGACCGGCUUCAAGACACUUCUAGUCCUAACCAACAAGACAAAGGAGGAAAUGAUGUCUCAUGAAACACUGAAGCCUGACUACUAUGCUGAUUCACUCGGCAGUAUAGUGCCUAUUCUAGAAUCUAUAGCCAAAUAGAUAGUCGAUUAGCAAAAUUAGAAGCAUUUAGUUCCUUUUCUACUUAAUUACUUAGUAGCUUUAAGUAGUAAGAAAAUUGAUGUUGUAAUUCACUACUAAUGUAUAACGCGUACCUACCUUUCUACUUUACAACUGUCUUAGAGAGUAAUUAAGUAUUUGGUUUUAACCCCCGACCCAAAAUGAGGGGUGUUAUAAGUUUGACGUGUGUAUCUGUGUAUCUGUCUGUGGCAUCGUAGCUCCUAAACGAUUGAA
This is a messenger RNA of Maniola jurtina (meadow brown), 1273 nucleotides long. Its product is annotated as phosphoglycolate phosphatase 2-like. The transcript is spliced from 6 exons. Gene Ontology annotation, molecular function: phosphatase activity. Bases 119 to 1021 code for a protein of 300 amino acids. The record is from RefSeq and is a predicted model, not a curated record. Lineage: Eukaryota; Metazoa; Arthropoda; Insecta; Lepidoptera; Nymphalidae. Gene Ontology annotation, cellular component: cytoplasm.